Octodon degus (degu) is the source of this 4124-nucleotide messenger RNA. RefSeq names its product transmembrane protein 41A (gene Tmem41a). The coding region runs from base 119 to 913 and encodes 264 amino acids. The transcript is spliced from 5 exons. The record is from RefSeq and is a predicted model, not a curated record. Lineage: Eukaryota; Metazoa; Chordata; Mammalia; Rodentia; Octodontidae.
CGCGGUCCGUCCGCGAACGCGCUCCGCUCCGCAGUCCGAGCGCGGCGAGGGGUCGGCGCGGCAACUAGCAAGACUCGCUCUCGUGAGGCCCGGCGGCGGGCAGGGCUGCGGCCCCGCCAUGCGCCCGCUGCUCGGCCUCCUCCUGGUCUUCGCCGGCUGCACCUUCGCCCUGUAUUUGCUGUCCACGCGGCUGCCCCGAAGCCCCGGAGCCGGCUCGGCGGAGGAGCCUGGCGGCAGGUCGCUGUGGUUCCCUUCCGACCUAGCAGAGCUGCAGGAACUCUCCGAGGUCCUUCGCGAGUACCGGAAGGAGCACCAGGCCUAUGUGUUCCUGCUCUUCUGUAGUGCCUACCUCUACAAACAGGGCUUUGCCAUCCCUGGCUCCAGCUUCCUGAACGUUUUAGCUGGUGCCUUGUUUGGGCCGUGGCUGGGCCUUCUGCUGUGCUGUGUGCUGACAUCAGUGGGCGCCUCGUGCUGCUACCUGCUCUCCAGUGUUUUUGGCAAGCAGCUGGUGGUCUCCUAUUUUCCAGAUAAAGUGGCACUGCUACAGAGGAAGGUGGAGGAGAACAGAGACAGUCUGUUCUUCUUCUUACUGUUUCUGAGACUUUUCCCCAUGACGCCAAACUGGUUUUUGAACCUCUCAGCCCCAAUUCUGAACAUUCCCAUUGUGCAGUUCUUCUUCUCAGUCCUUAUCGGUUUGAUCCCGUACAAUUUCAUCUGUGUGCAGACGGGCUCCAUCUUGUCAACCCUCACCUCCCUGCAUGCUCUCUUCUCCUGGGAAACGGUCCUGAAGCUCCUGGCCAUUGCCCUGGUGGCCUUAGUCCCUGGAACGCUCAUUAAAAAAUUCAGCCAGAAGCACCUGCACUUGAAUGAGAGGGUGCCCACGGGUCACACAGAGAGUAGAAAAGACACGUGAUCCAGACUUUCCCUCCGCCUAUUCUGUGACGUCCUAUCCUGAUUUGCAUAAUGGGUGUGGUCAAGAUCCUCACCGUUCUUGGGCACCAUUCAUCUGCUCCAGCGGGUGGACUGUAUCAGGACUCACGCCACAGAGAACUCAGGAUGGCCGGUUGGGUUUGCCUCUUGCCCUGCUGCUUUUGGAGCUGGUUGUCCUCAGAGAGCACCUUCUGCGAAGUGACAGGCUGUGUGACAGUGCUCACGUCCAUAGUGUCAGCAUUGACUGGGCCCACCUCGCUGAUGGGGCUGGUGGCCUUAUGUCAGUCUCUUGGGGAGUAUUCUGUGUUCUUUCACCGGUGAGCUACCUCUUCCUACACCAAGGGAAUCAAGUUGAUGAACUACCUAGCGCCUCCACCGAUAGCUCAGAUGCAGUGACUUUUGUGAUGCCCCUGUGUUAUCACCUGAUGUCCGUGUGUGACAGUUAAGCUGACUGUAAACAGAUUAUUAAAUAUUAAUGGAACAAAUUCUUUAUCUUCUGGCUAUGUCCUGGAGAGGGCAGGGCCCUGGACAAGGCAAGCCUGGAGGCCAUGUGUGUGUUUUGCUGUGUCCUUUCACCUCUUCCUGUUAGGAGAGUGAUUCUGUAUCCUAGGCUACCAGCCAAUGUCCCCUGUGAAUGUUUUUCAUUUUGUCAUUUGCUGAGAAUGAGGAAUAGUUCUUUUUUUUAAUUCAAAGAGGUAGAGUUGGGCUUGGGCUGUUUAGUUGGUUGUGUUGUAUAGUGAUUACUUAAAGUUUUCAAGCAGUAGUUGACAGUAGGGUUGAUUUGGUGCAGGCCUGGGGCAUUGCCUCUGGGGACAGAUGGACUUCACAGCUGAGCAGAGCAGAGCAGAGCGGCUUUGUGACCCUGUGCCCUCAUCAUGACCUUCCCAGCCCUUGGACAUCAUCUGCUGGGUUUGUUGUUUCAGGUGGCCAAGAAUCUUGCCAGGGCUCUAAUCUAGGUCUCUAAUAUGAAUUCUUGAGAAUAACCACACUCCACAGGAAGAGUGGGCCCCCAGGUGGUGGGGUUUGGACAUGCUAGGAAUCUUACAGAACAAAGGUUUCAUUAAAAGUGUUUCUUUUUAGGCAAAGGUGUGAGUGGAGGUGAGGACAUGACUUGGGUAGCGGUAGCUAUUAGUGUUCUGGAGUAGGGGGAGGGAAGGAGCGCCCCACCAAUGUGUGUUGCAAAUGUGUGUCCCGUGUCUCUUUUCAGGACCCUUAGAUUUGUCCUUUUCCUUCUUGCAUGGUUUUCCAAAAAUGUGCCUUACUGGGUUAAGAGUUUACAGGUAAAGCAGUUUCCCAAAUAAAUGGAUAUAAGCAUCCUGUGUUAAAUAAAUGGACGUAAGUGCUUGUUUCUACGUGUUGCUACACUUCAGCUGCGCUUACCAAAGAAAAUCUAGGAUUGACUGAAAAUUGGACAACCUGAAGUGGUACUUUAGCUUUCUGCUCUCAGCAGGCCUCUGACCAAAUUUCUUCCAGAUUCCCACUUCCUCUCUCUGUUCACAUUCUAGUGGUGUCACUGGGGACAGGAACAGCUGCAAGAGGGAGCAGAGCCACCCAUGGAAAAAGCAGAGAGUCCAUCCAAGCUCUUAGGGAAAACUCAAGAAGGGACACUGACUACAAAUGAUGGCUAGGGCUUUUGUGGUUGUGUCUGAAUGGGAGUGCUGCAGAACUGGGGCGCUCCAUCACAUGCUUCUCCUGGUUGCAGAAACCCGUUCAUGGGAUGAAGUCUUAGCUUCUCCAUGUGCAGAUGAAUUCCCAGACCCAUGAAGGUGGCCCACAAGACACAAGUGAUGUCCUUAGGAAAGGACAGGACCAGGGAACACUUUCUGUUUAAUCUCAUGCAGUUCCACUCUGAUAGCCAUUCUUCUUCCUGUUGCUACUCGGUACAAACAUCGGAAGACCACACGGAGCAGGAAACCCACAGCACAGUCCAUGAGGGAGUCAGCAGCGAGGUGGCUCAUUUUGAAACUGAACCACAGAAAGGCAACCAUUUCCUCCAUAGUGAUAGGAACUCAAAGUACUGUUGUAAGGACCCAGCGGGUCUCCCCCUUCCAGAGUCUAGGACGCGUUCCCUACAGAGGUGACAGCUAUAGAAGUGCUGUGGUCAAGGCAGGACAUCUUACUGAGCACUAAGGUUCAGGCUGGAGUUCGCUGUGGGCUACGCUAGCGUGUGAGGACGGCACACUGGACAGCAGCCUGGGGCCAGAGCCGGUGAUCCCGAGUGCUGAGAAGCCCCAGCACUGCUGGGAUUCUGCCGGCAGCCUCCGGGAAGUGGCCUUGGUAUCCACUGGAGGCCUGGCUCGGGGGAGUCGUGAUGUCACACAUGGAGCGCGUGACAGCCCAAGCUUGAACUCCUGUUUCUCAGAGAGUGAUUUUGGAGCACCCUCUCCUGCCACUUGUCUCUGAGAAGCGCUCCAUGUUCCCUGGGGCGUCUGGCUUAGCAGCCUAGUGUGUUCCCAGGUGAGCAGGCUUUGGCAGUGCCUGCUGUAACAUGCAACCCAGCAGACAAAUAGGGUUCUACGGGCCGGUCUGUGAGGCUGGGACACGGUGGUGGGUGUAUACUGGGAAAUUUGUUCUGUGAAAUCAGCAAAGAAAACCUUGUUGCUUGGAACGGCACUGAUUUCAUACUGAUAGGGUCAGCCAGAGUCUUGAAGAUGUUCCACGAGUCUCACAGCACCUCCGGAGGCAUGUGCUCAUUCAACAUCGAGGACGCAAAGGGAGAAACAUUUUGGAAUGUGACCCAUCGGUGUUUGGUGAUUGUUCAGUUGGAAUUGCUGUCCAAAAAGGCAGCGAAGAGAGGCAAGGGGCCUUUUCUCUGCCAUGGUGCUGGCCCUGCUAGCCUUCAAUGGGAUCCACAAGGAGAACCUUGGUAAGAUCCUGUUGUUCUCACACCAUGAUGAAUUCAAGGUCUCAAACUACCUUUUAGAAAUGGAUUCUGAAACAGGCCAGAGGCAUGUCCCUCUGCGUGUUAAUUCCAAUCAAAUGGUGACAUUGCUUCAGGUGUGUUGUGAGAGGGUCUGAGGCUUAAUAUAGUGCUCAAUAAAUUUAGUUUUGGGUGUUUAGGAAAAGGUACAAGAUGGUGGUGUUUUUGUUUCUGGCCUAGUAGAAACAGAAAUUGUAUCUCACUGUACUGUAGGGUAGGGCAGUGAUUCCUCGGAUUUCAAAUAUUAUUUCUGCUCUGAAAAUUCAAUAUUAGG